Syngnathoides biaculeatus (alligator pipefish) is the source of this 6110-nucleotide messenger RNA. RefSeq names its product midnolin (gene midn). Gene Ontology annotation, molecular function: protein binding. The transcript is spliced from 8 exons. The coding region runs from base 467 to 2170 and encodes 567 amino acids. Gene Ontology annotation, cellular component: nucleus. The record is from RefSeq and is a predicted model, not a curated record. Lineage: Eukaryota; Metazoa; Chordata; Actinopteri; Syngnathiformes; Syngnathidae.
UUUUUUUUUAAGCUGUUAAGGUCGUACAUAAGCACGCUGGGCGGUGUUCAAGUGUUCCUUUCAACUUUUGUUCAGGUCAGACAGGAGCGGGUCGGACACGAAGCAACGUUGCAAAGUAUUUAUUUCAACAUUUCGUAAUGGCGUCGGAACGUUCUUUCCGCGCCGGCUCACGGAAAUAGAAAUAAGAGACCGUGCCCUUUGGAGGACAAGUCCACCUUAAAAAAAAGAAAAAAAAAUCAUCGUUGACAUCACGUCCGAGGAGUCUCCUUAAGAGGCGCCUCACCGACCUUCUCGAGACCGACAGAGAGGCACUCCAGAGCGGAUAGCUAGCUAAAGGAGCGACGGGCGGAAGCGCUUUCGACCACCUUGUGGAUAAUUUUGUUUCAUUGUCCCUCCUCCUCUUUUUUUUUUUUUUAUUCUUUCUUUCUUGGAAUUCGCCUCUGUUCUGUUUAGUUUUACACCUUACAUGCCAAAGCUGGGGGAACAAAUUGGAGCUACUUCCACGCGAAGCUUCGCGGUUCUCGCCACAGUCAUCGGUUAUCGGAUGGACCAGCAUCCCAGCGCCCGGAGCUGCACCAGCCGCGGGGCUUCUUCGACCUGCGAGGCCGCCCCCGCCGAGCCCUCCAUGAACCUGCACAUCCACUCCACUACCGGCACCCGCUUCGAGCUCUCGCUGCCCCAGGAGGAGACCGUGGACGGGCUGAAGAGGAGGCUCUCGCAGCGGCUCAAAGUACCCAAAGAGAGGCUCGCGUUGCUGCACAAAGAAACCAGACUAAGUUCGGGCAAACUCCAGGAUCUUGGCGUCUCCGAUGGGAGCAAGUUAACACUCGUACCGACCGUCGAAGCAGGAUUAAUGUCUCAAGCAUCAAGACCUGAGCAGUCAGUCAUGCAAGCCUUGGAGAGCUUAACCGAAACCCAGGUCAGCGACUUCCUGUCUGGCCGCUCUCCCCUCACGCUGGCCCUCCGUGUGGGUGAUCACAUGAUGUUUGUUCAGCUCCAGCUGGCAGCACAGCAGUCGGGCGGUCCGCAGCUCCAGCACAGGCAUCUUAUCACCCGGGGCAACUCGGAUGCCACGAUGGGCCCGCCCACGGGACAGCCUUGUCUCCCUCAAGCGCACUCCCACCUGCACUCCCACCAUCCGCACAGCCCCCACUUGCCUCAGCCAGGCCCCUCCACAUCUUCUUCUAUGAGCACCUCGACCUUCCCUCUUCCCUCCACACACCACCAGUCUCUGCCCCCGAUUUACCAUCAGUCCCCGUCGUCUGCUCCUCACUGCGGCCCGGCCACCCCUCCUCCUCCUCCCGCCCGCUCCCCUCGCAUGUCUCAUGUCCCCGGGAGUCUGUUCCGGUCUCCUCCUCAUCACCUGCGGGACCACCACCACUACCACCAGCCUUCCUCAGGCCAGAGCAGCCACAACAUGAGCCAGACCAGCCCUGUAGCCCCCGUUUUGUGCCCUGAGGCCAGCUGCAGCACCAGCAGCCCCAGUGGUGGCACCAGUUCCUCAGCGCGCUCCCGUAAACCUGGCGCCAUCAUUGAGAGCUUUGUGAACCACGCUCCUGGAGUCUUUUCAGGGACCUUUUCAGGCACUUUGCACCCGAACUGUCAGGACAGCAAUGGGCGCCCCAGGCGAGAUAUAGGUACCAUUCUUCAGAUUCUCAAUGACCUCCUGAGCGCCACACGCCACUACCAGGGCAUGCCGCCGUCCCUUACCCAGCUCCGCUACCAAACCCAGUGCAGCACGCCCAGCUCGCCGUCCCCGUCGCCGCCUCCCUCGCCCCCAGUGACGGGCGCGACGGGACUCUCCGCCAAAGCUACCUCGGUGCCCGCCGGUAACCCCAGCAGCCCUCCGCCAGUCCUUCAUCCAUUGGUGCAGUGCCAGAGCCAGAUCCGCAUGUGCAAGCCCCCUGGUGACCGGGUCCGGCAGACGGAGAACCGCGCCACCCGAUGCAAGGUGGAGCGCUUGCAGCUGCUGAUGCAGCAGAAGCGCCUGCGCCGGAAGGCCCGGCGGGACCAGCGCGGCCCCUACCACUGGCUGCCCAACCGCAAGGCGGGCCGCAGCAACAGCAACAGCAGCAUGUCCAGCGAGGGCUCCCUGGACCUGGACUUUGACGACUCCGUGUGGAAGCCCGACGUCAAGGCCGACUUGAAGUCCGAGUUCGUCAUGGCCUGAAAGUUUGGGAGGAUGUGCGGAGCAAAAUUUCGGAGGGGGGGGGGGGUCGACACGGGGUGUAGCCAGGAGGUUGUGAUGAUAGGAAUGACCCCCCCCCCCACCUCUCCCCUUUUCCACCACCACCUCUCACACCCCCUUGUCGACAUUAUCCUUCACAGCAGCAGGACUUAGUCUCAUGCUUGGAUUUGGACUCUUCACAUGUGGUCUCAUGACAAAGAUGAAACCUUGAAUUUGAGCAUAGCGGAAUUCCGUGGUGAGUGGUGGUAUUUCUUUUGUCUGUGUAUGUGCGUGUGUGAGAUAAGGCACACCCUGGACAGUAACUUAGAACUCCAAGUGGACUUCCCAACAGGACACAAAGCACCAGAUGGCCUCAGCGCUCUCUCCCAAAACCGCCCAACGACGGCGGAACCGCCGAACUCUUUGGAAUAUUGCGCCGGGCAUUCUUUCCCGAUCCCCAAACUCACUCGAGCAGUCCGCUUCUGAGCUUGUUACACAGGUUGAUUCAAUGUCUUGUUUUUUUUUUUUUUUUUUUAAAAACAUUCUAUUUUCUAAAACAGAAAACAAAACAGAUGUAGCAUUGUUCACAAAGCAUUCAGGUUUUCAUAGAACAGUUCAAAAUGUUGUUUUUUUUUUUUUUUGCACAGGAUCUUGAUUUCUAACUAGUGUGCAGAAGUAAUACGGAAGUAUUGAUCUCAACCUCAGCGAUCGGAACGAUUUUAAGGAUUGACGGAAAGUGCUUUCGAUGACGGAUAGGGGGGUGUUUUAAAUCUUUCCAAAAACAAAUGAUGACAUUUAAUGAGGGAAAAAAAAUGUUUUUUAUUUCAUUAAAAAAUCUCGCUGUUUUCCAAAAACACCGAGAUUAUAAACAUCCAUUCAGUCGUUCGUUCACGAGUUCGCGGCCGUCGAACGACGCACAACUCACGACCCAAGUAGUUUAUGUACAUAAAUGUGACGACUGGCAAAGAUUAAUUGGGGUGUGUGUUGCCCCCCCCCACCCCCACACCCCCCUCCCAUGUUUCCCGUUUUCACCCAAGUUCCUCCAAUCGGCUGAUGAUUUCCAUCUCCCUCACAACCAUCCUAUGUUCCUUUAGCGAUUAUAUUUUUUAUUGGCAAAGUGUGUCUAUGGGGGGGUUGGGUGGGGGUGGGGGGGUCUGUGAUCAGUUUGUUACCUAGUGCCUCCGCCGGGACAUCCAUGAACAUAUCACAGUUUUUGCUGCUACACACUUGACACACACACAAAAAAAGGAAAAUAAAAAAGUGUUUUCUUUUGCAUGCGGGAUGACGUGGGGAUGAAAUGGACAAAGGAGAGCAGAGGGCAAAGUUCACAUGCAUGAAUUUUUGAUGGAAAAUUAAAAAAAAAAGAAAAAAAGUGCUGCUUCUGUUAAGGAUUUUGUCACUAUUACUUGUGCGUGUUUAGGAAGAAACAGAAUAUUGGAAAAAAAAAAAAACAUCCUCUGAAAGUAUUAACGGCAAACCAGAAGAGAUGAUUUUAAAUGUGCCCCCACCCACUAAACAUUCCUUUUGUGUGACAAUGGAACCUUAUGAUGACUCAACUAGCCCCCCCCCCCUCCCCCAAACCUAGAAACUAUUAAGACCUCUUUCACGCCCGAAGACCGAGGAUCACAUACGGACGCAUUUGCCGAGGAACCAGCGGAAUGUCCCCCCCCCCCACGGAACUUGGUCCAAAACUAUUGAGCGCCCUCCCUUGCCCCAGCCACGAUUGCACUCCCAAGAGCAUGCAGUGAGAGAUUACCUUUUCUUUGGGGGUGAACCUCAUCUUUCUGUUAAGUGGCCUUACCUUUCACGAAGAAAUUGGAGACAAUGGGGACGGGAAUGUUAAAUUUUGUGGGUUUUUUUUUUUUUUUGUGUGUGUGUGUCGACUUGUCACCCAGGCGCCAUUUUCACGGCCAUUUUUUACACUGCCUGUAGAAGCCCACAUUUGUCCACCUACAUUUUUUUUUAUCACUGUAAAUGUGGGUACAAAAUCAAAACUGGAAAUUCCCCACUUUGGGAUGUAGUGUCUCACUCCCCCCCCCAAUAAAAAAAAAAAAUAUUUUAAGCGUAGCAAUGGAAGUGGAACAGCACCCGUGUAGCCCAUUUUUACACCGCAUGUAAAAAAAAAAAAAAAAGGUUCAAUUGUUUUCCCCCGAAUGUAUAAACUGCAACGACGCGGAAUAAGGAGGCUAAGUUCACCUUCGGAAGCAGUAUUUGUGUUUCGUUCUUAAUCCGAUACAAAACAGGAAGAGUAAGUUUGACUUUUUUUGCCUGCCUUUAGAGCACGGGUGUCAAACUCAAGGCCCGGGGGCCAGAUCCGGUCCGCCGCGUGAUUUUGUGUGGCCCGCGAGGGCAAAUCACGUCUAUCAACUUCCAUGAUUUUUGUCAUUCAUCUGUAACAAAAUUUAUGAUGAUAAAGUUGAGAUAUUGCAAGUAUUUUUUUGUUUCCUAACAUGAACAAUAGUUGGAAAAAAAAAACAUUCUGCUUGAUUUCUGAUUCAGAACUAGUGCAUAAAUUUGAUCUGUAAAUAUCACGAGGUGAAUUUUCAUGGAUUCACAGUCGUAAUGGCCGUCUAAGGGAAAUCGUAACUACAAUGUGACAAAAAACGAGUUUGACACCCCUGCUUCAGAGGUACAAUCCGUCGCCCAUCUUUCACUGUCUACACGGGUACGCUGUUGCCAUCCCCCCCAGCCGGCACUUGUAUAAACUGCUUUGCAAUUUUCCAGCUUUGUAGUAUCUCAUUUUCCGUGUCACUGUCGCGUGUGAACUUCACCGAGACGGACUCGCGGGAUGACGCUAACCUGCCCGUUGUCGUCUUAUUUUCUACAGCAUGUAAAAGCCCGCAUUUUCUGCAUUUUCCGACUUCUGAGGAAGUAUUAGAUCGGCGCGUGAAGGUUUUUCCUCACCGAUGUCUCUUUCUCGCUCUCUCGUGACCUUUCCCGCCUGUUGCUGGGCUGUGUAAAAGGCAAAGGUGGCUAAAUAGUGGAUCUUUUUUUUGUUUUUUGUUUUUUUAGCAGGAUCUGUGUAAAUGUGGCUAAUGUCUCCCAAGGACAACGAGGGCACGUGUCGUUUUGUGUUUUCUAGCUGGUGGAGUCUCUUAUUACGUCAAGGCUUCUGUGCCUUAAAAGUGUUUGCCCUCGCCGUAUCGAUUGAAAAGUCGCCACGUUCCUCGACGGCUGUGUUCGCUUUGUCACACGUCCCAGGAAAAAAAGAGGCUAAAUUUGAACUGUUCACGCUAUUAACAUGGCACGAAAAAAAAAAAAAAAAGGCAGAAAAGGUCCCGAGAGGACCGCAUGCACUUCCUGUUUGCUCGGAUCCAACAUUACCAAAAGGACAGUUGACCCGCCCGCGCACUCGCCCGCUCGCCCGCCCCUUCACUCCCUUUCGUCAAAUCCUAUUUAUUUUCUUUUUGUAUAUCUAUGAACUAUACUCUGUGUGUGCCUCACUCCUGCGUGAAAUUGAAAAAAUAAGACAAACGAUGACAAGAGCAUUACAGAGAGGGAAACGAAAAAAACAAACAAAUAUUGUCUAUGAAAUUCCCGAUCACACCAGUUUGAGUUGCCUGUUCUUUUCUUGUAGCCAACUAUUGAAAUUGAACCGGAUUCAAGAAUACAAUUUACAAUGUUCUAGCUCUAGACCGGUGUAGCACAUGUGUGACUGUAUUAAUUUAUGAAACCAAAAUGGUAACUGUGAAUUCUGUCUUUUUUUUUUUGUUUGUUUUUUUAAGUCGGGGGGGGGGGGGGGACAAGGCAGCAGCUCUUGCUCGUGUCUGGAUUUUACUUUUGUUAUUUUGUUGGUGGAAAUAUAAUAGAAACAAACCGUGUUUCUCAAAAAAGAGGAAAAAAAAAAAGAAAAUAUAUGAAUAUAUUUUUUUCUUAAGCAAUACAUUUCAGUGUGACUUGUGAUAGAACAUUUUCUUUUUUUAGGUAAUAAAUAAAAAGCCAA